Messenger RNA from Candoia aspera, 3300 nucleotides. RefSeq names its product solute carrier family 25 member 16 (gene SLC25A16). Gene Ontology annotation, cellular component: mitochondrial inner membrane. Gene Ontology annotation, biological process: mitochondrial coenzyme A transmembrane transport. The record is from RefSeq and is a predicted model, not a curated record. The coding region runs from base 125 to 1093 and encodes 322 amino acids. The transcript has 9 exons. NCBI's taxonomy places the organism in Eukaryota, Metazoa, Chordata, Lepidosauria, Squamata, Candoiidae. Gene Ontology annotation, molecular function: coenzyme A transmembrane transporter activity.
CUGGGCGGAGAGGCCCGGCCCGCCCGGCACCAUGUGCUGCUGGAGGCGCUAGCAUGGGCUGAGCCCGCCGUUGCCGCUUCCUCCUCGAACUGGCGCUCGGAAAGGCCGGCCAGCUGUCGGCUUCAUGGCCACCGAAGCCGCCACCGCGGCGGGGCCUGGCGCCCGGCUGCCCUCGUCUCCGACCCAGCGAGAUUUCUACUGGCUGCGCUCCUUGGUGGCCGGAGGUGUUGCAGGAUGCUGUGCCAAAACAACCAUUGCCCCAUUGGAUCGAGUAAAGAUUUUGUUGCAAGCUCACAAUCACCAUUACAAACAUCUAGGUGUGAUUUCUACACUUCGUGCUGUACCGAAGAAAGAAGGCUUCUUAGGAUACUAUAAAGGAAAUGGAGCAAUGAUGAUUCGAAUCUUUCCAUAUGGUGCAAUUCAGUUUACAGCAUUUGGUCAGUACAAAAAGGUGAUAAAGAACAAGCUUGGCAUUUCCAGUCAUAUUCACCGGUUAAUGGCUGGAUCCUUAGCAGGUAUAACAGCAGUGAUCUGUACAUACCCCCUUGAUAUGGUGAGAGCACGGCUGGCAUUCCAAGUAAAAGGGGAUCAAAAGUACAGGGGAAUUAUUCAUGCAUUCAAGACCAUUUACACAAAGGAAGGUGGUAUGCGAGGGUUUUAUCGUGGACUUAUGCCAACGAUAGUAGGAAUGGCUCCAUAUGCAGGUUUCUCAUUUUUUACCUUUGGUACCUUAAAGAGUGUGGGACUUGCUCAAGCGCCUACCCUGCUCGGGAGGCCUUGCUUAGAUAACCCUGAUGUCUUAGUUUUGAAAACUCAUGUAAAUUUGCUGUGUGGGGGCAUAGCUGGAGCCAUAGCACAAACAAUAUCAUACCCUCUGGAUGUAACCCGCAGACGAAUGCAGUUGGGAGCAAUACUUCCCGAUUCUGAAAAAUGUCGUACAAUGGUCCAAACACUGAAAUAUGUUUAUGGAAACCAUGGAAUACGAAGGGGAUUAUACCGUGGAUUAUCACUGAAUUACAUCCGUUGUAUUCCUUCCCAAGCCGUUGCCUUCACCACUUACGAAUUUAUGAGGCAGUUUUUACACCUCAAUUAAAGACUGAUUUGAUUUUUUUCAGUUUAUAAAGUAUUUAUCAGUAAGUUUCAGAAUAUAUUUGAGAAAUCACUAGUAUUUAAAAUGCUUUGUUUAAUAUACAAAAAUACAGUAAAAAAUUGGAGGAGUUCAACAAAACUUGGAAAACAAUUUACUAUGUAUAUAUUCUGCAAGAACCUUGAUGGAUAUACAGUUUACUUAACUGAAACCUAUACCCUUCCAAAAUACUGUAUGUUUGUGUCCAACUUUAAGAAUUUGAUCACUUUUUAAAAUUUGGGGAAUUAAUUGUAUUUUUUUUAAUAGGUGGCCAUAUGCCUUAGCUAAAAUAUAAGUUGCAGGCACACUUCAAAAUGCAUUCCAUGCAAUUGAACUGGAAUGCUUCUUUGCAGACGGGGUUAGGAGUGAUGUAUCAUUCAGUAGUGUACAAACUUAAUUCAGAGCCUGCUUUUGAGAUCCCAUUCAUGGGUUAGUGUAUAACAUUACUUCCAGAUUUUUGUAGUAACUAGAUAAUAGAUGAUACUUUUAUCUCUGAUGCAUUGCUCCUUGACUGGAAUCAAAAGUGGCGCUUAGGCUCUUACAAAACUUAGUUUAGCCUUGUAAACUAUUCAAUGUUUUUCUCUGAAUCAUGCUGCAUUAUAAAUAGUUUUUGAACUUCUCUCAAAGUUGGAGCAGAUACAGUGUAAGAAAUCCUGUAGGUAGACAGAUUGGUGGGUGGCACUAUAACACACACAUCCACUCACUCACAAACAUACAGCAUUCUGAGAUUAUGUACAAUCUUUUUGAUACAACCUCUUUCUCCUCCCAAAUGAGAUUGAGAAGAGGGGAUAAAACUGCCCCAUGGAAUCAGUAAUGCUCUUAAGCCAUUUUUAGUUUGUCCCUACAUUUGAAAAAAUAUUUUGCAAAGUAGGAAGAACUGCUUUUGAAGAAAAUAAAGCCCCCUUAGUACAAAAAAAAAAAAUUACACGAUCCUUGGAUAUCGGUACUUGAGUUUCUCUAUUAUUAACAGUAAGAAUGAAUACAUGUCUACUUAGCCUAAUGUAUUUAGCCUUCCAUAUUUUAUUAAUGCUGUUAUUAAGAAACUUAUUUUACAAGGAAAAUAUGUUUCACUUCAUGAAGUUACUGUUUGGAUUUCAUAUACAGAGUUUAAUGGAAAUUAAAAAAUGAUAGACAAAGAUAAGCAGAAGGCUCUUCUGUGCCCAUGUGGGAUGCUGCUGAAAGUUGAAGAGAUCCUGCAGUUUUAUAGCAUUAGAUAAAAUACAGAUAUAAACAAACUAGGGUACAUGUCUUUUGGGGCUUUUAGUUUGGCCAGAUAGUGUGUAUCUGUGCAAAUGCACAUGGACCAAGAUGCACAUCCAUCUACAAGAAGAUGAGAGAAGAUAAUUAAACAAAAAAUAAUAAUGCUAAAAGUCUACUGUCCUAAAACAGUUUUCAAGCAUGAAUUACAAUUUGUCUGAUUUGCAGCCUGGUCUGUUUUCAGCAACUGUGCAGAUGCAGCUUGUGGUAGAUAGCUCAUUCUGUUACCCUUGAGUGAUUUGUGUGCGCCUUUUGUUACAACCUCUCUGAUUGGGGGCUGUGUUGUUAUUAACGCCUUCCUCCUCACUUUUGAAAUGAGCCUGCGGGAGGAAUGGAAGCCUGAGCAUUUCAGUCAAGUUCUUUUCAAAUUAUACAAUGAUGAUGAAUUGCAGUCUGACAGCCUACAUCGGGACAUCAGUAUUUCUUUUUCAGGUGAACUUGCUCAUAUUAGUAAUCAAUCCUGUCCGUAUUGCCUGGAUGAUGUCAUGGAUAAAUUGCUUUCCUGAACUAGCCUUCUUCAUUAGAAACCCUCCAAUUUUAUAUUCCUGUUGCCCAUUGUGAAUUGUGGAUGUCUUUUAAGGAUUUGUUUGAUCCAUGGACUUUAUAUAGUAGAAUUCUGAUGAUCACACUUAAAAUUGUAAAACAAUUACACCGCUUCUCAAAAUUUUAAUAUAAAGCAAUUUUAUUUAUUUAUUGUAAAUACAAUAUACCAAUUAUGAACUGAUAAUGGCUAUGUUACCAAAAAGUAGUAGCUGUAAAAUGGGUAUUGCUCAUGGCCUGCAACAGGGACAUAUAAACUUAAAUUCUAUGGUUUGACUUGAAUGAAAAUUGAAGGUAUGUAUCUUUAAAUAUGUAAUUUGAUAUAAUGCUGGGCAGAAACGUACCUAUUUUUUUAAAUAAAAUGACUUGAAUAACAA